AUGAUCAAUCUUCGUCUCGGAUUGUUAUUAUUCGUAAUUACUACGGUCAGUGUCAUCAAUGCCGUACCAGCAAAACCCACAAAAUACGAGUUGUAUGUUGGACAGUAUUUCCAUCUCGAUUUUCCAACCAAGGUAAGAUUUGAACAAUUUUUUAUGAGAAAUUCUGAAAAAAAUAGGACAAAUUUUUUAAAUUUGUGUUCAAAAAACAAAAAAAAAUCCUAAUAAAAUAAAAUUUUUGCAGAGCGUCACCAUCCCGAAAUCUCCAAAAUGGACAGUUUUCUCAAAUGAUUCAGUUUUCCAAGGAAUCCCAACCGAAAACGAUGUUGGAACAUACAGUGUAGAAAUCCGCCCAAAAUCUGGAAAACCCUACACCGUUGAGUUGGUUGUCAAAGAGGAAUCGGAAAGUGAAUGUGGAGCCAAGGAAACAUUUUGGAUUGAAGCUGGAUACGAAAUCGAGAACACUGUGGAGAAUCGCAUUGAAGCAGCCAUCGAUUUGGAAGAGGAUAAAGAGCCGAGUCUUCGAGUUUAUUCGCUCAAAUAUUCGCGAUCCAUCAGAACUGUUGAAGAUUUCAUGAGUGAGAAGCCGGAAGGAAAUUUUGUUGUUGUUUGGAAAGUUUCAUGUGACGACACAGAUGAAGCCACAUCUCGUCUUGAUGAAUUUAUUCAAAAAGAAGAUGUUGAAUAUGACACUGUUGUUUUGACAAAGGGACAUUUUACCAACACCAAAGUCGAGAGAAAUCAAUAUGGUAUUGUUAACGUGGAUGUUGAUGACAAAGCUGGAGAGGAAGAGGAAGAUGAAGAGAUCUUUGAAACUGAUGCUGAGAAAUUGCGAACUACUACCGAAGCUGUUGUUAGAACCACAAGAAAGAUCGGAGAUAAUCAACCAGUUGUUCUCAAUUCAUUGAAAUCGUAUACUUGUGUCAGAGGAUCGUACUGUGAACUUCGAGUUCCUGCUGAAACAUUCAAGGAUGUGGAGGAUGGUGAUACUUUCAAAUUGAAUCUUACUAUUCAUUCCACUGAUGGUUCUGAAAUCUGGAUGGUCACUGGUUCAAAAGGAAUGACUGGUGUUCCGAUGAACGCCGGUGAAUUCUAUUAUCGAUUGGAAGCCAAAGACAAAGCUGGACAAUCUGCUGUCACACCAUUCUCAGUCACCGUCAAACCAUCACUUCCAAGCAAUCAUCGCGUUGAAUUCGAAUUGGAUAAACCAAGACCAGAACAAAUGGCAACUGAUCCAUCAAAGAGAAACAUGUUGGUGAAAUCAAUGGCAAGAGCAAUGGGACGGAAAGAUGAGAAAGAGAUUACUCUUCAUGAUAUCAGAGGAAAGGAAAACAAGACAAUUAUUGUUUGGAGUAACAAUACUCUUCCAUACAAUGUUUGUCAUGAGGAAGGAAUCAAUGCGAUGGAAGAAAGAAUGAUCAUCAAAAAUAAAAUGAGAACCAAGCUCGAAUUCGUCAAAGCUAUGGGCAACUUGUUCUAUCUUAGACAAGCUCACGUUUUCCGAACUGGUAACUGCGAACAAGAUGUUGAAGUCAGCACAACUGCCCCAACCAUUCAAUCUGUACAAGAAGCUGAUUCUCAAUUGAUCGUCAUCAGUGGAGUUUUGAUUGUUCUUCUUCUCGUUGCCAUUGCUGUGAUUUUAUACUGCGCUUGCUUGAAGAAAACCACCAAGAAGGUUAGUUUUUUUUUAAAGAAAUGACAUACAAAAAUGUUCCAUUUUCCAGAAGACAACCUCAACAGAAUAUGUUGGCAAAGGACUUCCAGUUGUCUUCCCAGAUGAGGUUGAAGAUAACGAUCACGCGAAUGCCGGAACACCAAUGUUGGCAAGAGAAGAACGCCCACCACUCAAAGUCUCGCAACACGAAAACCCACUCUACAAGCCACCACCACCGAUGAUUAGCAACAAUUCGCCAAGAUUGGGACACACCUCAACAUCCUCACACCAAAAAUUGCCACCACCAUUUAUCCCACCUUAA
Messenger RNA from Caenorhabditis angaria, 1973 nucleotides. Lineage: Eukaryota; Metazoa; Nematoda; Chromadorea; Rhabditida; Rhabditidae. The record is from the annotation of a GenBank genome assembly.